Lactuca saligna is the source of this 2160-nucleotide messenger RNA. Lineage: Eukaryota; Viridiplantae; Streptophyta; Magnoliopsida; Asterales; Asteraceae. The record is from the annotation of a GenBank genome assembly.
AUGGCCUCCGAUUCCAAACAAAGUAAGUAUUUAACAGUUUAUUUACAUUAUAAUGGUUUAUUCGCACCAAAACCAUUAGUGUACUUGAACGCUGUUGUUGUUUCAAUCUGUGAUGUCGAUUUUGGUGCAAUGGAUUUCAAAGACUUUAACUUGUUCAUUGCAAAGUUGAUUGAAGGCAGUUGUGAUAAUGUAUAUUAUUGCACUAGAAAUGAACCAUUGGCAGAGGGUAUUAGGAGAAUUUCGAAUGAUGCUGACUACUUUGAGUUUAUUGAAACGGGUUAUAGUGAUGAAGCCGGUCUAAGAAUGAAUGUGUAUAUAGACCACGAAAAUGAACCUGUACUUGAUUGGGCUGAUGAUGAAGGGCAUUAUUUCGACGAAGACCUGGAUGAUGAUAAAGAUUCACAACUUUCUGAUGAUAUUCCAUAUGAGCAUGAAGCAGAUGAUUACAUUCCUUCUUUUGACAAGACUAUUGGUGAUGAAUUCUUACAUCGGGUGUCAGGUAUGUGUAAGGAUAUAAAUGAUGAGGCUGAAACUGAUGAGGUUGAAACCAAGAAUGGAGAUGACAAACCAGUGUACCCUGUCCAUAAUGAGAACCAGAAAUGGGACAAAAUGGUGCCAAUUCUAGGUAUGAGAUUCUCUAACCCCAUGGAAUUGAAAAAUUGUUUGACUAACUAUGCAGUGAAGAAUGGGUACAACCUUUAUUUUGAGAAAAAUGAUAGUCAGAGAGGCCAACUGUUAGCAGCUAUGGGUAGGGAUGCAAACAACCACAUCUUCCCUAUUGCAUGGGCUGUGGUGGAAGUUGAAAAUAAGGAAACAUGGAAGUGGUUUCUUGACCUCCUUCUGGAUGACAUUGAAAUGGGAAUUGGUCAUGGAUUGACCCUCAUAUCAGACCAACACAAGGGAUUAAUAGAGGCUGUCAAAGAAAGGGUUCCAGCAGCAGAGCAUAGACAAUGUGCUAGGCACAUCUAUGCUAACUUCAAGAAAAGUUUCAAAGGUGAACAAUAUAGGAAGUUGUUUUGGGCAGCAGCUGCUAGUACUACUCAACCAAAAUUUGAGGCAGAAAUGAAUUCCAUAAAAAAAAUUGAUCCUUUGGCUUAUGAACACCUCAUGGAAAGGGACCCUAAAAGUUGGUGCAGGGCAUUCUUUGAAGUGGACAGGGCUUGUGAUGCUUAUGAGAAUGGCAUAUCAGAAAGUUUCAACUCUGUUAUUGAUCUUGCUAGGAAAAGGCCACUCAUCACCAUGUUGGAAGAGAUAAGGAUUUAUGCAAUGGAGAGGAUGUAUAAAAUGUUGCAAGAGGGACAAAGUUGGGGGAAUUUAAAAAUAUGUCCAUCUAUAAGGUUGAAGAUAUCAAAGCUAAAGAAACAGCAAAGAUUUUGGGGUGUUAUACCAUCUGGGAUACAACAAUAUGAAGUUAGGAUUGGAAAUGAUGGAUAUGCUGUGGACCUUAACAACAACACAUGUGGAUGUAGAUCUUGGCAAGUAUCAGGUAUCCCAUGUGUGCAUGCAGUGGCAGCCAUUUCAUACCUUAACAGGAAUGCAGAGGAUUAUGUUGCACCAUGGUUCCAUACAGCCAUGUUCUUGACUUGUUACAACCAUACCAUUAACCCACUUAAUGGUAGUUCCAUGUGGCCUGAAGCUCCCUACAUGAAGCCAUUGCCUCCUCAAAAAAGAAGGUUACCAGGAAGGCCAACCCUUAAAAGGAAAAAAGAUCAAUCUGAGAUGGAAAGCAAGGGGAAAACAAGGCAUACUAUCUCAAAAGCAGGUUCAGUUAAUAGAUGCAGUAUUUGUAGAGAAAGGGGCCACAAUAGAUCAACAUGUCCUACUAGACUAGCAGAUGUAGCAUCCACUUCAAGGCCAAAAAACAAGAAACCUAAAAAAUGUAAAAAAGAGAAAGGUAAAGUGGAACCAGUUCAAGUGGAUCCAGUUCAAGCAGAUCUAGUGGAUCCAGUUCAAGUACCAGCUCCACAGGUUGAUCCAGUUCAAGCAGAUCCAGUGGAUCCAGUUGAUGAUCCACAUCCAGAUGUUGAUGUCCCUGCUCAACCAGUUGCAACUAGGCAGAGGAUACGAAAAUACUCAGAAAGAAUUACCAAGAUAGGGUUGAGGAGGAAGGUUUUGAAGAAAGAAGGAAGCACUGGACACAACCCAAUGGUGUUGGAAUGA